ACUUUUCUUGUUAUUGUUGCCGAGCUCCGGUAUAAAAGGAAGUGCUCUUACCGAUUAGCUAAAGCCCUCGCCUCGUUCCCUUUCCUUCUUCUCCGGCUCCAAAGGCGUUUAAUCGUCUCUGAAUACGAAUUCGAAGAAAUUCAGGUCAUAAUAGUUGAAGGGCUUUGGCCAUGGCGCUCGUGUCACAGGCAGGAGGAACAUGCAGUGUCCCUUCAGGGGCUGUGUGCUCAAAGACUGGAAACAAGGCAGGUUUUUGGGCUGUGAAGAACCAGGCGAUGUCAAAGAUGAAGGAAACUUAUGUUAGCUUCUGUCCGAGCAACAAAUCCGCCAAAAAGAUGCUUAUCCAUUCACAUAAUAAUGGUAAAAGAAGCCAAAGAGGGCAUCAAGUGAUUGUGGCCGCAAGUGCUCCGACAGAAGAGGCCGUAGUUGCAACCGAGCCACUGACCAAAGAGGAUCUAAUUGGCUAUCUUGCCUCUGGCUGCAAACCAAAGGAAAAUUGGAGAAUAGGUACAGAGCACGAGAAAUUUGGUUUUGAGGUCAAUACUUUUCGUCCUAUGAAGUAUGAACAAAUAGCUGAGUUGCUAAAUGGUAUUGCUGAGAGAUUUGAUUGGGAAAAAGUUUUGGAAAACGACAAAAUCAUAGGUUUGAAACAGGGAAAACAAAGCAUAUCACUGGAACCUGGGGGUCAAUUUGAGCUUAGCGGGGCACCACUUGAGACUUUGCAUCAAACUUGUGCUGAGGUCAAUUCACACCUUUAUCAGGUAAAAGCCGUUGCAGAGGAAAUGGGAAUUGGUUUCUUAGGAAUCGGCUUCCAGCCUAAAUGGGCACGGGAGGACAUACCCAUUAUGCCAAAGGGAAGGUAUGACAUUAUGAGAAACUACAUGCCAAAAGUGGGCUCACUCGGACUCGAUAUGAUGCUCAGAACUUGCACUGUUCAGGUCAAUCUGGACUUCCACUCGGAGGCUGAUAUGAUCAGGAAGUUCCGUGCUGGUCUCGCUUUGCAACCAAUCGCUACAGCUCUCUUUGCAAAUUCCCCUUUCACUGAAGGAAAGCCAAACGGGUUUCUCAGCAUGAGAAGCCAUAUUUGGACGGAUACCGACAAAGACCGCUCAGGAAUGCUACCUUUUGUUUUUGAGGACUCUUUUGGGUUUGAGCAGUAUGUUGACUAUGCACUUGAUGUUCCUAUGUAUUUUGUCUAUCGAAACAAGAAGUACAUUGACUGUACUGGAUCAACAUUUCGGGACUUUAUGGUAGGGAAGCUUCCUCGUCUCCCGGGUGAACUGCCUACGCUUAAUGAUUGGGAAAAUCACUUGACGACAAUAUUCCCAGAGGUCCGGUUGAAGAGAUACUUGGAGAUGAGAGGUGCUGAUGGAGGACCCUGGAGAAGGUUGUGUGCCUUACCAGCUUUCUGGGUGGGCAUAUUGUACGAUGAGGAAUCUCUUCAGGCUGUUCUUGAUAUAACAGCUGAUUGGACUGCUGAAGAAAGGGAGAUGCUGAGGAAUAAGGUUCCAGUAACAGGCUUGAAGACACCGUUUAGAGACGGUCGUUUAAAGCAUGUGGCCGAAGACGUCCUAAAGCUGGCAAAGGAUGGCUUGGAGCGAAGAGGUUAUAAAGAAACAGGUUUCUUGAACGCAGUGGCCGAGGUGGUCAAUACAGGUGUUACACCUGCGGAAAAGCUGUUGGAGCUAUACCAUGGAGAGUGGGGACAAAACGUAGAACCCGUGUUCCAGGAACUGCUGUACUAAGCAACAAAGGGCUACGGCCUCGACCAUGAAUUGGGACGAGGUUCGAAAACUCUCUUUGCAACGCAAAAGUUUUGGGGGGAUGCAAUUUUCAGUUGCUGUCUGAAUAAAAUGUGGUUUUUCUUCUGUUUCCCAAAUAAAAACGUUUUUUUGUUGUAAUGUGGGUGGGGGUUUGAAAUUGUUUUCCUUGUUGUUUUCCCGUCCCAUGUAUUGUGUCUCUUAGCGGUUAGACCUUACUCUUUACGGGCAGAAUUUGCAUUGUAAAUUUCAAGGAGUGAAGCACAACAACAAAAACGACAACCUAAACGAUUUCCGUGUUGUGAACAACCGUUGUAUGUAUGUAUGUAUGUAUGUAUGUAUGUGUGUGUGUA
Messenger RNA from Tarenaya hassleriana, 2113 nucleotides. RefSeq names its product glutamate--cysteine ligase, chloroplastic-like. Lineage: Eukaryota; Viridiplantae; Streptophyta; Magnoliopsida; Brassicales; Cleomaceae. The transcript has 16 exons. Gene Ontology annotation, biological process: glutathione biosynthetic process; modified amino acid biosynthetic process. Bases 171 to 1745 code for a protein of 524 amino acids. The record is from RefSeq and is a predicted model, not a curated record. Gene Ontology annotation, molecular function: glutamate-cysteine ligase activity.